UUUUAAUGCUAACAGAAGAUAUUGUUUUCUAUUCAAUAGCCACCACAAUCCUUUUCUUCUAUGUCUUGUACUUGAUAUGGGAAUACUCAGCAAAAGAUGUACCUUUAUAUAUCAAGAUAUUUACCUUUAUUUCUUGGAUAUUAACAUUUUCAAUUGUCUUAGUUCUACCUAUUGACAUCACUAAUGUUAUUUUACUAUUAUAAAAUAUUAGUCAACCAAAUAACACAAUGAAACUUAAUAAGUAGAAACAAUGGGGAAUAUUAAAAUAUUAUGGAGAAUAAUGUAUUGGGGAAACUUUUUCUUAGCUUGGUAUAAAUUGUGAAUAUUCAGGUUGGUAUUGCCAUUUUUUUAAGAUUAUGAAAGUGCUGGAGAUUUUGAUAUCAGAGGAAAAAUACGAUACUCUUUAAAAAAGAAUUUAACAAUUUAUGGAGUAGGAACAAUAAUAAUUGUAGGACUUGCAAUUUAUUUAUUGAUUAAAGAUAAUUUUGAUGCAACUCAUGUAGAAGGGGUUCUUAUUGGUGUAAGCAACUUUUUGUAAUUGAUUAUAUUUAUCAUUAGUGGAUUACUUUUAGUUGUGAUCUUAUUGGGACAAGGUUUAGUAGCAAUUCCAAAAUUAUAUUAUAGAGAACAUAAAGAGGAAGAUGUUCUAGAAUAAUGCUAUUAAUAAGCUGUUCUUUUGGAUGAAUAAAGAACAGAGAAAACAUAUGAACUUGAAGACAUAUGUAGGGUUGUAAUAUUUAAAACUAAUGAAUUUAGACCCUUCAAUUAUUAUAAAAUGAAUAUUCUGAUAGUGAAUUCAGCAGAUAUUUAAUGAUCAUUUUACAAAAGAUUCCCUAAGAAUUCUAAAAGAGUAUUCGAUCAAGUUUAUAAAAAUACAAUGCUUCUAAUAUACCAGAUAAAUACAAACCAUUAAAUCUAGAGAUUUUGGCAUCCAUACAUAAAUAUGUAAAAUGUCUUAUGUUUGAUUUAUAAAGAAUUCAAACAAAACUCAAUAUUUUUAAUUAAAAAGCAUUAAAAUUUGAAAGGAAAGAUAUAUAAGAUGAUGAAACCUAAUUUGAAACCAAAUUUUCAAAAAUUAUAUAUAAGAUUUCUAUAAUAUGGAAUUUAAAGCUUAGAAAAUAUUACUGUGUUAUAUUAGCAAUAACUUAUGCACUUCUCUCUCUAUUCAUACUGUUUUGCGAGUUAAUAACUUUUGUAGCAAAAAAUAAUAAAGAUUUAAAUCCCUAUUAUUUACUAUUAUCAUCAAUUGAUAGAUAUUAUAUAACAGAACUUGUUUUGUUAUUACCUUUAUUAUAUAUGAUGUUUUGCACUUAUUAUGGAUUAUUUGCUAUGAAAAUCUCAGGAUUAAUCUCUUUUAAUAAACAUCAUCAUACAGAUGCGCCAAGCUUGAUGUUUGGUUCCAUGUAUUUUUAUUUCAUAUCCUUAAAGUAACUUUGCUAGAGUAAGUUUUCCAUUGUGUUUCAAUUUCAUUUAAAUUACAGAUAUCCUUGAAGAUUAAGCUACUUCUUUUAGUGAAACUGUUGGUAAUCUAGCAGAAUCUCUUUUUGUUCAAAGUUACAAAACAAUAUUGCCCUUAAUGUUAAUAAUUAUGUGCUUUUUCAAUCUAUUUAAUAUUGGAGAUAAAUUAAUGAGAACCAUAGGUUUAGGAUAAUAUGCCUAAUAAGAAAGAAUUUCAGGUAUGAGUUUAGAAGGAAAAAAAAUCUUAGAAAAAGGUAUUUAUAACUUAUAAUUAUUUCUAUUAGAAAGAGAAUUAAGAAAAAAAAACAAUCUAAAUGAUAGCAAUUCUUAAAUUGUAUUUUAAGAAUUAUAAAUUAUGCCUAAAACAAAAAUUCAAGAUGAAGAAGAAACCUCAAGGAAAAAUACAACAAAUUAAGGAAUAAGAAAUUUUGAUUAAAUUCUAAGUAUAUGA
Molecule: messenger RNA, 1909 nt
Organism: Paramecium sonneborni
Lineage: Eukaryota; Ciliophora; Oligohymenophorea; Peniculida; Parameciidae
Source: the annotation of a GenBank genome assembly